AUGGAUAAUUUGGGAUUUGAGCUGAACGAAGAAGCACCUCCAAGCAAUUUCUCCAAGCCAGAAAAGAUUAAACAAGAAUGUCAUAUGAAAAAGAGCCACUGGUCUCUUCUCCAUGUCUUUCUGGUUUGUCUGUUGGCCUCUGCAGUAACCACAGUGGUGGGGGUGUUGAUUCUGUCUCUGGUUUAUGCUAGCAACCCUGGCUUUAAAAGACAACAGCCUGAAGUGAAUCUAGAAAACCAUGGAUCAGCUUCCCAGAAAAUUCCUAUAACAUCUGCCUACAAGAGUCAGGUGGACCUCAGGUUCCAGUUUCUCCACCAUCAUACUAAAUCCAAGGUACACCAGUUUCCAGGAGGUGUUAUUCAGUGGUCAAGAUUUCGCAGAAAUAGCGAUGAAUACCAGAACAAGGAAGAAAUGGCAUUUGGAACAAGUAUCAACGCUCAGCGUUCCAAGUUGAUGUUUGGGACUCUGCUAAUCAAAAGCAACGGGUUGCGUGCUCCACACUGGCAUUUCAACGCCAAUGAACAGGGUUACCUCUUAAAGGGAACUGCAUGGAUUGGGGUAGUUGAUGCUGGUGGAAAUACAAUAGCUACAUACAACGUCACGGCAGGACAGAUGAUUUUCUUCCCUCGAAAUACCUUGCAUUGGGUCAAGAAUAUUGGUGCAGAAGAGUGUUUGUUCUUGCUGUUUUUUACAACCCACGAGGAGCUUCAGACUCUGGACCUUGAUGAUACAUUUUUCUUGACACCCAAAGACAUUGAGGCAAGAUCUCUAAAGCCUCAAGGUGGUAUGGCUUUCAUCCGGUCAUUCCAAAAGCAAGCAGAAGACCAAGCCAUCAAUCUUCCACCCAACCUAGCAGAACUUGUUCAGAAUGCCAACUACAACCAGUCUGCAGAUAUGCUUGUAUGGCGGUAUUUCUUUGACCUAAAAGGAUCUUCCAAAUUCCAGUUCCCAGGAGGAGUCAUCCAGUGGGCUCGGUACAUAAAGGACGGAAAAGGCUUAAAACCCAACGAAAAAAUUUACAGUGAAUUUCUCCAUUCGAAGGAAGAUGCUCUUACUUUAGCAACACUCCGCAUCUCCAACAAUGCUUUACGUCAGCCUCAUUUCCAUUUCAAUGCCAAUGAAAUGGGCUAUGUCAUCAGUGGCUGCGGAAAGGUAGGUGUUAUUGUUUCAUCUACUCUGUCUACUGACUUUACCAUUGAAGUUGGAGAUGUUGUGUUCUUCCCAGUUGGAACCCAACACUACAUCAAGAACACAUGUGAUGAGGACCUACUUCUCAUUUUGGCCUUUAGUACCAACAACCAGUUGCAAACUCUAGAUAUGGACGAUUAUUUCCAUGCAACAGCAGACCAAAUAUUAGCCCAGCUGUUCUUCAAAAAGCAAGCUGAAUUUAAGAAGAUCCCGAGGCUGAAGGAGGAUCAAGCAAUUAAUCUACCAUAG
Molecule: messenger RNA, 1437 nt
Organism: Pseudonaja textilis
Lineage: Eukaryota; Metazoa; Chordata; Lepidosauria; Squamata; Elapidae
Biological process (GO): activation of protein kinase B activity
Cellular component (GO): plasma membrane; Golgi apparatus
Source: RefSeq, a predicted model, not a curated record